AUGAAAACCUCUGUUCUCGAUGUUAUAAACUCCAAGGAACAUGUUAACAUAUGUGCACCCAUGGUGCGAUAUAGCAAGUUGCCGUUUCGAGCAUUGCUACGCAAGUACAAUGUCGAUAUUUGCUAUACGCCAAUGAUCCUCGCCGACGUAUUCAAGAACUCGGAUCUUGCCCGUGAAACUGACUACUCGACGAAUGCAGGUGACGAUCCGGUGGUUGUCCAGUUUGCAGCGAGUAACUCGGAGGACUUGGCUGCUGCUGCUGAGCUUGUGGCACCCUUUGCUGGCGGUAUCGAUAUCAAUUGUGGUUGUCCUCAAAAGUGGGCUAUUCAAGAACGUAUUGGUUCCCACCUCAUGUCAGAUCCAGAAACAGUGCGAGAUAUGGUGCGAACGGUCAAAAAUCGAGUAUCCAUUCCAUGCAGUAUAAAGAUCCGAGUCCACCCAGAUUUAAGGGAGACUUAUGAAUUUGUUAAACGAGCCGAAUCAGUUUGUGUGGAUUAUAUCACUGUGCAUGGUCGUACAAGAAAUCAAAAAUCCACUGAGCCGGUAAACUUUGAAGGCAUCAAACUAGUGAAAGAGUCCGUGUCCAUGCCCGUAUUUGCCAAUGGCAGCAUAUUUUCGAACGCAGACGCAGAAGAAAUGUAUGAGAAGACUGGUGUUGAUGGUGUCAUGUCGGCAAGAGGUCUUUUACAGAAUCCAGCAUUCUUCUCUGGUUACGAGUAUACACCAUGGGAGUGUAUUGAGGAAUAUGUUCAUUUGGCUCUCGGCUAUGGCACCAAUCAUUUCAUUUUCCAUCAUCAUUUAAUGUACAUGUUCGAGGAUAUCAUGAGUAACGCUGAACGCAAGACAUUCAACACACUUUCCAGCAUUCCAGCAAUUCUUGAUCAUUUAGAAGAGCAUUGGGGAUUAGACGUCAAUAAAUUAAUUUAA
Molecule: messenger RNA, 927 nt
Organism: Lichtheimia ornata
Lineage: Eukaryota; Fungi; Mucoromycota; Mucoromycetes; Mucorales; Lichtheimiaceae
Exons: 5
Coding region: 1-927 (308 amino acids)
Biological process (GO): tRNA processing
Molecular function (GO): flavin adenine dinucleotide binding; tRNA dihydrouridine synthase activity
Source: RefSeq, a predicted model, not a curated record